AUGGCUGACACCAAGAGCUCGGCCGAGGACGUAAGCCCCAUCGAGCGCGUCAACAAAGCCGACUCGGCAGGCACUUAUUUCUCCGAGAAAAAGGAUGCCCUCGACCAACAGUCGUCCCACGAUAAACCGACCGCCGAGGAGCUGGUCACCCUCCGGCGCGUGGCCUCCAAGAUCCCGCUCAACAUCUACUCCAUAGCCUUCAUCCAGCUCUGCGAGCGCUUCUCCUGGUACGGAACCGUCAUCGUCUAUACCAACUUCAUCCAGAUGCCCAUGCCCGAAGGCUCCACCACGGGCGCGCCCCUCACGCGAGACGGCCAACCGGGUGUCCUGGGCAUGGGCCAACAAGCCUCGACCUCCAUCACCCUCACAAACAUGGCCAUCGGAGCCUGCAUGCCUCUCCUCGGCGCCUACAUCGCGGACCAGCACCUCGGCCGCUACAAGACCAUCUGCGCGGCGCUUGUGGUCGCCAUCCUGGGUCACUUGGUCCUUGUUGUGGCCGCCUCCCCACCCGUGCUGGCGCAGGGACCCUCAAAUGCCCUCGGCGCCCUCAUCACCGGCAUGCUGACCGUCAGUCUCGGCGCCGGGGGUUUCCUGCCAAACAUCAGCCCCAUGAUCGCCGAGCAGAUCGACACAGAAAAGGGUCCUCGAGUCACAGUCCUGCCCAAGACGGGCGAGCGCGUCAUCGAGAAUCCGGCCGUCACAAUUAACCGUGUGUACAAUUGGUUCUACCUCUUUAUCAACAUCGGUGCCUUGGUGGGCCAGAUAAGCAUGGUGUACGCCGAGGCAUACGUCGGCUUCUGGCUGUCGUUCCUGCUGCCGGCCAUUAUCCUCUGCUUCUGCCCCUCCAUCAUGUGGUGGGGCCGCAAGCGCUUCAAGACCAGAAAGCCCACAGGCAGCGCCUUGAGCAAGGCCUUGAGGACCUUUUUGUUGGCCAACAAGGGGAGAUGGCAUAUUCUGCCAUGGGUCACCUAUCAGAGGCUCAACGACGGGACGUUUUGGGAAAACGUCAAGCCGAGCAAGUUUGCGCCCGGAACGAAGCCCAAGUGGAUGACCUUUGAUGAUGCCUGGGUUGAUGAGCUACAACGCGGAUUCGCCGCCUGCCAGGUGUUCCUUUGGUAUCCCAUUUACUGGCUGUCCUAUGGCCAGAUGAACAACAACCUGAUCUCACAGGCGGCUACCAUGAAGCUCGAUGGAGUACCCAACGACCUGCUGACAAACCUAGAUCCCAUAACCUUGAUCAUCUUGAUCCCCAUCUUCGACUUUGUCAUCUACCCCUUCCUCCGCAAGCACAAGAUCAACUUCACGCCCCUAAAGAAGAUCACAGCCGGCUUCCUAGUAGGCGGCGCGGGCAUGAUCUGGGCGGCCGUGGUACAGAACAGCAUCUACAGCCUCUCCGAGUGCGGCAACAUGGCAUCCGGCACGACGGCCACCGGCGACCAGUGCCCGCCCGCAACCCUGUCGGUGUGGGCGCAGACGGGGUCGUACGUCCUAAUCGCGCUGUCCGAAAUCCUGGCCUCCAUCACGUCGCUCGAGUACGCCUUCAGCAAGGCGCCCAAGAACAUGCGCUCCACGGUCCAGGCCAUCGCCAUGUUCAUGACGGCCAUCAGCAGCGCCCUGGCCGUGGCGUUUGUGCCGCUCAGCACCGACCCGUUGCUGGUGUGGAACUACGGGAGCACGGCCGUCAUCGCCAUUGUCGGAGGCGCCUUGUUCUGGUGGGUCUUUAGGGAGUUGGAUAGCAAGGAGGGCGAGCUCAAUGAACUCCCAGAGGGCAAGUUGUUUGCCGACAGGGAUGAGGAGGACUAG
This is a messenger RNA of Pyricularia oryzae 70-15, 1803 nucleotides long. RefSeq names its product peptide transporter PTR2-A. The coding region runs from base 1 to 1803 and encodes 600 amino acids. Lineage: Eukaryota; Fungi; Ascomycota; Sordariomycetes; Magnaporthales; Pyriculariaceae. Gene Ontology annotation, biological process: transmembrane transport; oligopeptide transport. The transcript is spliced from 3 exons. Gene Ontology annotation, cellular component: membrane. Gene Ontology annotation, molecular function: dipeptide transmembrane transporter activity. The record is from RefSeq and is a predicted model, not a curated record.